This is a messenger RNA of Guyanagaster necrorhizus, 405 nucleotides long. RefSeq lists its product as uncharacterized. The record is from RefSeq and is a predicted model, not a curated record. Bases 1 to 405 code for a protein of 134 amino acids. NCBI's taxonomy places the organism in Eukaryota, Fungi, Basidiomycota, Agaricomycetes, Agaricales, Physalacriaceae. The transcript is spliced from 4 exons.
AUGGGGAGAAGGUCAAUAAUGAGCACUCGCAGUAAAUACGAUCAGAUGCAGCAAUGGGACGAUAGGAACAAUAUGCUGGCCUAUAGAAUGGGGCUGAGAAGCGCCAGCCAUCGGUCACAUUCCGUGCUCGCUGCAUGGAUUGUAAUCCUUGUAUUUGACGUCGUGGCGACAAGAUGCAUUCUCUCGUGGCUGCCCAAAAUGGUUGCGCUGAUGUAUUGUCCGUGUGACGCCAUCUAUCCUUCGAGUUCGUCGUGGAAUUUCGGGCCUGCAGCUCUGACGUGGUCCCUUGAUGGCGAUUUGAAGGACAGCGUUUGUAGCAAAGGCGCGUUGCUCGAAUCGACGAUAAUACAAGGACUCACUCUACAUACGAGGACACAAACACCGAUUGGGAUGCAGUUCGGAUAA